GUACAACCGCGGGGUGUGUGUGAUUAUGUUGCCCACGCACGCCGUUUCGCUUUCUGUCCAAUGGAGGGCAGCGGAGAGGCGCGUCUCUGGCGUUUCUCUUGAAACCACGCUACAGACAAACCGAGCGCACUGAGAAGGAAUCACACAGCACCGGAGCUGAUAGAAACAGCAGACGAGAGCAAGCAGGCAGGCAAGGCGCUCGGCUUCCACGUUAACGUAUAAUAGUAUAUAUUAACUUUUUUUGUUGUAAUUAAAAACACGCUCCACAGGCCGUCUUUGAACGGGCGGAAGCUCACAGGCGGACCGACUUUUAAGAGAAAUCAGUAAUCCUCGAGAGGACAGCCAGGGAGCCAGGCACCAGGCUUGACAAGGAGGAGACGGGGAAACAUGGCUGUAACAACCUGUACGCGAUUCACGGACGAAUUCCAGCUAUACGAAGAGCUGGGCAAGGGAGCAUUUUCCGUGGUGCGCAGAUGUGUCAAGCUGUGCACUGGCCAGGAGUAUGCUGCUAAAAUCAUCAACACCAAAAAGUUAUCUGCGAGAGAUCACCAGAAACUGGAACGGGAGGCCCGGAUCUGUCGCCUGCUGAAGCACUCCAAUAUAGUUAGGCUCCAUGACAGUAUAUCAGAGGAAGGCUUCCACUACCUCCUGUUUGACUUGGUCACUGGAGGGGAGCUGUUCGAGGACAUCGUAGCCAGGGAGUACUACAGUGAGGCCGACGCCAGCCAUUGCAUCCAGCAGAUCCUGGAGGCGGUGCUUCACUGCCAUCAAAUGGGUGUGGUGCACCGGGACCUGAAGCCAGAGAACCUGCUCCUCGCAAGCAAAUGCAAGAACGCGGCGGUGAAGCUGGCCGACUUCGGCCUGGCCAUCGAGGUGCAGGGGGAGCAGCAGGCCUGGUUCGGGUUUGCAGGGACACCGGGGUAUCUGUCUCCUGAAGUACUGAGGAAGGAGGCAUACGGCAAGCCGGUGGACAUCUGGGCCUGCGGGGUGAUCCUGUACAUCCUGCUGGUGGGUUAUCCUCCUUUCUGGGACGAGGACCAGCACAAGCUGUACCAGCAGAUCAAGGCUGGCGCCUACGAUUUCCCGUCUCCUGAGUGGGACACGGUGACCCCCGAAGCCAAGAACCUGAUCAACCAGAUGCUGACCAUCAACCCAGCCAAGAGGAUCACCGCGCAGGAGGCCCUCAAACACCCAUGGGUCUGCCAACGUUCCACCGUGGCGUCCAUGAUGCACAGACAGGAGACCGUGGAGUGCCUGAAGAAGUUCAACGCCAGGAGGAAACUCAAGGGCGCCAUUCUCACUACCAUGCUGGUGUCUCGGAACUUCUCUGUUGGCAGCAGACAGUCCACCGCUCCAGCGUCGGUCACGGCGGCGGCGGCUGCGGUGGCUGCCGCGGCCGGCACCACCGCAGGGCUGGUGGAACAAGCAGCCAAGAGCUUACUCAACAAGAAGGCAGAUGUGAAGAAGCGCAAGUCCAGCUCCACUGUGCAGUACAUGCCUCAGACAAACAGCACCAAGAGCAGCAUAGUCACCAGCCCAAAGGGAAACGUCCCGACUCCUGCUCUGGAGCCACAGACUACUGUCAUCCAUAACCCAAUGGAUGGGAAAAAGGAAUCGUCUGACAGCAGCAACACCACUGUUGAAGAUGACGAUGUGAAAGGGAAGAGUAUAGAGAACAGUCCAGUUAAGAGCAAGACGAGCACCGGCUCCCAGCCAGAAUUCUCUCAGGGCCCCUCACCUGCUGCCUACUCGGUCACAAAGUUUGCGGACCUCCUCGGCUCUGUGCGUAAGGCCCCAGGUCCGGUGUCCGAAGGGGAAGGGGGGCCCGGCGCCCCGCCCGCCCUCACCGCACCCCCCCAGCCCCACGCCCCCGCAGUCCCCAUGCAGAUGUCACGGCUCACAGACCUGGUGAGUAGCGUGCGCAGGGUGCCGGCCCCGGCCCCUCCCCCCGCUGCCCCUGAGGCGGAGGCUCCGCCCCCCAGGCCCGCCGCGGCUCCCGCCCACGCCACCUCGCCACAUCCCUCGCGCUCCCCACCCAGCCCCUCCCUUUCCUCCUCCCAGACACGCAAGCAAGAAAUCAUCAAGAUCACGGAGCAACUGAUAGAGGCGGUCAAUAAUGGGGACUUUGAAGCAUACGCUAAGAUCUGUGAUCCCGGGCUGACCUCGUUCGAACCAGAGGCCCUGGGGAACCUCGUGGAGGGCAUGGAUUUCCAGAGAUUCUACUUUGAGAACCUCCUGGCCAAGAACAGCAAGCCCAUCCACACCACCAUCCUCAACCCCCACGUGCACCUGAUCGGCGAGGACGCGGCCUGCAUCGCCUACAUCCGCCUCACCCAGUACGUGGACGGCCAGGGCCGGCCGCGCUCCAGCCAGUCGGAGGAGACGCGCGUGUGGCACCGCCGCGAGAGCCGGUGGCAGAACGUGCACUUCCACUGCUCGGGCGCGCCCGCCGCCCCCCUCCAGUGAGGGGUCCAAGCGCCACCUCGGACCGCAAGAGGUGUGUUUCUGGAGAGAGAGAGAGAGAGAGAGAGAGAGAGAGAAGAGAGAGCGAGCGUGGGAGAGAGAGAGAGAGAGAGAGAGAGAGAGAGCGAGCGAGUGAGAAGAAGAGAGAGCGAGAGACGAGGCUGACUGGAUGGAAGAAAAUGUCCAGUGCCAUAGGGAGGAAGAGGGGGGAGAUGUGUGUCUCUGCCUCCUGGAACACCGCGGGAAAAAAAAACCACACACCUGGAUUCCAUCCCCGACUCCACCCUCUGCCUCCCCAAAGGCGUUUCUCUUUUUCUUUCACUGAUACUGCCCCCUAGUGUGAAUCCCCUGCACUGCACCAGCCCACCGUCACCAACAGCAACCACCACCCACCUAGGUGUCCAGGUAACUAACAUACUGUGCCUCUCAAACUGACUCCAGACAGAGAGGCAUCGGAAGGAUGGUGGUGGUGGUGGUGGUGGUGGUGGUGGGGGGGGGGGGGUUGGAUUAAAGAAAAAAAAUUGAUCUUGGUGUGCGUUUCCAGAUAUGGUCUCCCAUCCCCCUCCUCCUAUGUUACCAUGCCAACCCCUGUGUUGCUCCCCUGUGAAUGACAUAACACAUUUGUGACAUAAACACCGCACUGGAAAUAAAAUAUGUAAAGUUUUAAGUCAAAUAUAUUAUCAUUAUGUAUUAUUCAUAUUAUAACUGAUUAAUAUUAUCAUCAUCACACAAUUGCAAAUGUAUAUGUAAUUUGUAUAAUUCAGAUUUCCUGAUGCCAGUGGUUUCUAGAUUUUAAUAUUAUCUUCGGUUUUUUUCUUUCUCUAUCUUUAUAAGAAAGCAUGUUUUUCUCUCUCGGUAUUCAUAGUGGCUGUUUUAUAUUGUGGCUAUUAAGUGGACAAUUGAUAUGGACGUUUUUUUUGUAAAUUGCUUCUCGUAAGUAGCCUAUAUUAUCGUACUCGUGUUCAAUUAAACCUUUUUGUUCUUUUUGGAAGGGGUUCGUGAUGGGUGUCCAGAGUGUGUGCAGGAGAGAUUGGACAGCUUGCGUCUCUGGUUUUCGUAUUACAUUUAUUGUACUUAUAAUAGUUCGGUUUAAGGAUCUAAUGUUUUUGUUGCAAUAUCAGCUGCUGGAGAUGGGUCGAGCGAAGUCUGGCGUCUUCCCGGUUGAAUUGUGAAAAAAAUUUACGUCGAGCAUGAGUGGCGAUGGGUUAGGCCUCCGUUAUUUAAGUUUUAACAACAUUGUUGUUUUGUGUGCGGAACAGCGUCUCAAGAGAAGCCCAGUGAUCAGAAUAUAUCCAUUAGCACUGCUGUGGUAGAAUCUGAAAGUUGAAUAUGUUUCAAACCUAUUCGGCUGCGAGUACAUAUCGUAGCCUCGCCUUAACAUCCCCACUGAUGCUCUCUGAUAGCGUUUUACAGUGAACGCUUUCGCCGACCUAGAUAGAGCGUUUAAAUAGCUUUAACACAUUAUUUAUGUCACUGGAAAAACGCACUGCCAGCUGGCUGUCCCAGCGAGGAUCAGAAAAUAUUCUCGCACACAUAUACCAAGUUCACAGGCGAACGGUGCAAUAACUGGUGCUGAGAGACAUUCUGGAUUAUUAUUAUUAUCUUGAAAAGUUGGUGAUGACAGUUUUUAAUUUUCCUCCAAGAACAUGAUGGGAACUGUGAGUGGAAAGGUUUUGCUACCGCUGCCAUGAACUAGUGCAGAAGAGGGUAAGUCUCUCCCUUAGUGUGUGCAUCCUUCACAGCAGGUAAAGCGUGUGUGUGUGUGUGUGUGUGUGCGUGCGUGCGUGCGUGCGUGCGUGUGUGUGUGUUUUGCGAGAAUAUAAGUUAGAAGUGGAAGGCUUUAUUUCCGAGGACACAUCAGGCCUCUGCCAUCGCCCUGCUGACUUACUAUCCUAAUGAUUUAAGUGUUUUUCAUAAAUUGUUGUCGUCAUACAUUUUUAAUGAAAUGCUCUUUGAGCCGUGUUAAGUGUUUUUAGCUUUUCUUUUGGCACCUUUUAUGUUCUCACUUGUGGCAAGGGUGCUAUGUAGAGAUUGACAGACCUGCUAGCCAAUCAGAGGGCUUGGUGGAUGACCAUGUGCAACUGGCAGUGUGCUGUGUCUUGGUGGGAACUUUUGGUGGGAAGGACUUAAAGAAAACAUGUGUAGGACAGCCCACGAGGCACCGCACGCGGUUUCUUUUGGCGGUAAGACCUCAGGUUUGUAUUUAUUUUUGUUUAUUUAUUUAUUUAUUCGAGCAAAUCCUUUUUUUUUUGGGGUUUAGUUUUACGUCUGAUCGUGCAAUUACUGUUUGAAAUUGAACAAAAGGGGACUUAGCUCCGUGUAUAAACAGUCAAAGUUUUGAGUUGACUUGACCUUCAUCGAGCUGACCACCAUGGACACUUUUUUUUUUUUCUUCUUCUUCUGUCGUUGAUUUCUAAAUGACUUGUUUCACAAUCUUAACAUAAUGCAACAUUUUUCAAGCCACAAUGAGGUUUGACCUGUUGUGGAUACUGGGUAACAAUCUAUUGUGCUGUGCAAAUAGUUGUGUGAUGUCACGCGCCCACUGACGGUGGGUCUUUUUGGGUUGGAGCCUGGUUCCUGAUUCCAUGGUCAAUGGUUGUGUGUUUUGAAAGGCGUUCUUGUGUCCAUGUUAGCGUGUGAACAGGCCUCGACUCCUAACCGACCCCCUCCAAAAAUGUAGAACAAGCAGCAUGUACAUUAUAAAGGUGGUGUUCUUUUCUUUUCUUAGUGUGAUAACAAGCCUUGGUGAUCAGUAUAAUAGGAUAUCCAUGUUUAAAACGAGGCAGUACACAGUAUACACAACUGCACACUGAAUAUAACAGCACUGUAGCUGGAAUUUUGUUGACAUGGCAUGACCGUCAAUGGAACACAUGUUUUUUGGUUUUUCCCUUUUUCAUUUGGUCUAUUUUCUACUGAAUGCUGUUAUACUUAACCUCUCUCUAUACAUUUUCUGAGCUUUUUAAGUGCAUAUAGCUAUUUUUGUCUCAAGAUGAUAUAAUGAAGAUGAUAUUGAUGUUAUGGAGGAUUAUAUUAAUGACAUAGGCACUAGGGAUGACUUUGAGGAUGACUGUGAUGUAACUGAUGAUCAUUUAGCAUGCUUUUCUAUUGGGGCCCUGUGUUGUCGGUGCAAACGGUCUGUCUUUUCUUAAAAGGAUCAGAGGGUCACUUUUAACUCUCCCUGAUUCAUGGCACUUACAUCGAAUCCACUGCUUACAAUGUGCAAGAUAACAUACAUACAUCAAAAUAAUUUAAAAAAAAUCAUGUAUUUCUCCAUUCAGCAUCCCUUUACUUACUUCCAGUGUUAUAACUCAAUAAGGCAGAAAGGAGAAAUCAGGAAAGAAUAAAAAAAACAUUGAAUCUAUUUUGUUGUAUAUUUUGCAGUUAAAGAUGCAGGGAAUACAUUAAGCUGUUUCCCCUUUUGCACUAGAUGUACCCAGAGUAUGAUACAGUAAAGGCAGUAGGUCUUUCUACAAAGUGAGGGAAAGUGCUAUCGCUCCAAGACCAUGGUCAUCGCCCUCCCUUCUGCUCCCUCUCUCUCUCUCUCUCUCUCCCCAGCGACCUAUGCCAGUUGCACUGACAAUACAGAGGCUAGUUUCCUCGUGUAGGGUUUCCCCAGAUCUCUCCCGGUGUUUUUUUCCGUUCCAAUCCAUAGUCGGCCAUCGAUCCGCAGAUCACGGCUCUUAUAGUUCCUCCAUUGUCUUUUCUUUCUUUUUCCAUGUCGGUUUGAUUUUCUUCUUCAGUGUUAAAUCUACUAGUGGUCCUCUAGGUCUCAGAUUCUCUGGAUUAUUGCUCUGUUCUCUUAACGUGCUUCACGUAAUUCUCUUACUUCAAGACAAUGUGUUAAAAGUGUUAUCAAUAAACUGAAGAUUUAAAUAUAAAUUAUGCUCGCCGCCUUUGGUUGACACACACACACAAACAACUCAAUUUAUAAAGUGAUGAGGUCCACUGGUUAGGAUAUGAUUUAAUUUUGAGAAAGUUUAUCCCUUUACGUUGGUCGACAGUCAGUCAAUGCAUUUGUAAUGUGGAUUAUCCAGAGGUUUUAUUUCAAACAUAACUUUUCAGACUAGUUUUUGGCUGGUUCUUGUCAUUUCAUGUCAGGGCCUGCUGGCCGCCAAGGCCUUAUGGGACACAAGUUAAAAUGUUUCCAAAUGUCCACAGCAACCCAAAAAGAACUGUUGCUAAAUUUAUUUUGACAGCAACACAUUUACAUGGAACAGAUACACGUAAGCCUGCACUAUAUAAACUUUCACUGCGGAUAUCAUUUUUGUUCUAAAUGUUGUGACAUGAGUCUACACGAUUAAGCAAAUCAGGCCAGAUGAACCCAGGGAUUUCGCUCACAAUCAACUUUGGUUGAUCAUCGUAUACAUAUUUAAUGAGAUACUUUAUAGCUAAGCACACUAGCGACCUCUCAUGGCCAGAAUAAUCUCCAGAAAGCAUUGGCUUUUUGGCACGACAUUGUGUCAUUAUAUUUCUAUCGAAUGGAUGGAUUGCUUUUGUUCCACAGACAUUUAAUAACUUGCAUUAUGUUUGACUAACCCUGGAGCGAAAAAGUAGAUUCAAAGAAGGAUCAAAUCAUACCAUUAAAAAAAAAAAAGUA
Messenger RNA from Gadus macrocephalus (Pacific cod), 7060 nucleotides. RefSeq names its product calcium/calmodulin-dependent protein kinase (CaM kinase) II beta 1 (gene camk2b1). The record is from RefSeq and is a predicted model, not a curated record. NCBI's taxonomy places the organism in Eukaryota, Metazoa, Chordata, Actinopteri, Gadiformes, Gadidae. Gene Ontology annotation, molecular function: ATP binding; calcium/calmodulin-dependent protein kinase activity; calmodulin binding. Gene Ontology annotation, biological process: protein phosphorylation. Gene Ontology annotation, cellular component: neuron projection; cytoplasm. The transcript is spliced from 25 exons. The coding region runs from base 388 to 2466 and encodes 692 amino acids.